CGAUUAAGGAAGCGGGCCUCUCGCGUUACUGUAAUGCGCCUUGGGGUUCGGGACCUCUCGCGAUAUUUCGGAGUUGUGGGAGAAGACCCGACACUUCGGGGGCGGCGACGCUGGAAGAAGAUGGCGGACGAAGCGGGUAGCAACGGGGACGCUUCAGCCUUGCCGGUGGGAAAAGAGGCAGGACAGGAAAAAGUCUACAAAUUGCCUUCUACCUGGAAGGGGUUGUUGGGUUCAUCUUUUGGUGACCAGAAAGUGGAUCAACUGAUCAAAGAAAAUAGCCACAUCUUCACUGACACCCAGUGCAAAGUAUGUAGCGCAGUGCUCAUCUCUGAAUCCCAGAAGCUUGCUCAUUAUCAGAGUAAGAAGCAUGCAAACAAAGUUCGGAGAUACAUGUCUAUCCAUGGGGAAGAGGAAUUCUGUCAGAAUAAAAAAAUAAAGCUGGAUACAGAGCAGCAACAGAGCAGUAACGGUGAAGACAGGAACAAAUGCUGUCCCAUCUGUAACAUGACCUUUUCUUCACCUGUUGUGGCUAAUUCUCACUACUUAGGCAAGACUCAUGCCAAGAAUUUGAAACUGAAGCAGCAGUCUCCUAAAACAGAAGCUUUAUCCAUUCAGAAAGAGCCUACUAAUCUUCUUCCCACCACUGUGUCCACUAAUGAAGAGAAUCAAAACACUUCUGACCCAGACAAAUUCUGCAGUCUCUGCCAUGCUACAUUCAAUAAUCCACUGAUGGCAAAACAACACUAUGUCGGCAAAAAACACAAAAAGCAGGAAACUAAGCUUAAGCUAAUGGCACACUAUGGGAGAACUCCCGAGGAACCAGCUGUUUCCAAUGCUGCAAAGGGAUAUCCCUGCAAUGACUGUAACAUAGUACUGAAUUCUAUAGAGCAGUAUCAAGCUCAUAUCAGUGGCUUCAAACACAAGAAUCACAUACCAGGAGGCAUUCCUGUAACAGCACGAUACCAGAAACAACUGUACACACGAGAGGAAACCACCGGCCCUGAUGGCCAGAGCUGUUUCAGCCAGGACCUCUAGAGCAAAAGUGCUGUGCUGUCUCUGAAUUGCUCGUGGCUCAAAAGUGAACCCUUUUGCCGGCCUGCUACGAUAUUACAGUUCCACUGACUAAGAGAGAUCCUCCUGGCCUGCAGUGUACAGGUUUAGCUGAUCCAGAACCAACUAUUGGCUAAAGGAUUUAGAAGGGACAUCAUUACUACUUGGCAUUUGCUCGGUCCUUUAGAGUAGUUUUCAUUGUGUAAUCUCUUACUGUAAUAGCAGAUGGGGGUGGGUGGGAUGUGGGGUUCUCUCGGGACCCAUCAAGGCUUGGCAUUUGCUGGGAUUCCAUCUUGAGCCCAUCCUUCCCUUCUGUCUAGAAGAAGCAGAAAGGAGUCCUACAACACAGGAACAGCCAGAGGAGAUCGACCCUAGGAAGAAAGCUCUUUAAUUCAUGAUAACACGAGGCUUGUUAUCUAUGAGACAUGGAAUGGGUGUAAUGACUAACUAACAGACUAACUAUCCUUGCUUAGAAUGGGGUGUUACAUUGUAUUCAUCUUGCCCCUGCUGGAAUUAAUAGGGUAUGUGUGCCGUUUCUUAAGUCCUCCAUUUUGCCAUUCAUAACUACUUUGUAUUUCAGCAGAUGUUGGCUUUGGAGCAACUGGUGGUCUGUUCGGUAAUUUUUUUUCUGUUAGUAGUACACAUAAUCAACUUCAGAAGGAGGGGACUCUGGUACAAAUAGUGGUGCCCCCCUAAAGCUUCACUCUUUUUGUUCCUGGCAUUCUUUUUCUGGAAACUGUAAUGUAUUUGAACCUAUGUGUAUACCAAGUUUUUUAUGUUAAAAUGUUAAUGAGAAAUCAUUUGAUGUGGUGAUGGAGGAUCUUAAUUUUUGUUCUUUAUGGCAUUCUGACAGACAGAAAUAAAUUGAGAGAACCCAGAAGCUGCAUUUUUACUAUCGAGUGGAAGUAGUGUUUGUAGGUGAACCUUCUCUGAGGCAUAUUUUAUUCUUGGUAGUGUCAGCUCUCUUAUUUCUUCCCUUUAUAACCGUCCUAAAGCUUAGAUAUUGGAUUAGGUGUUUUAGAGGCGUCUGUUCUCUUAAGAUUUCUAUUGUCUUCUGGCUGAUAAAUUUCUAGAACAUAGGAGAGAAUUCUACUUAAGUUGAUUUGGUUGCAUGUUUUCUUUAGAAAAGAAAGAAGUAUAAUCAGUUCUGAUAAUAUUAGAUUAUUUCUUUCCCUGUGCAUGUAAAAAUGGAGAACUGUCAAUAUCCACAUUUGUUAAGAGUACCAUAAAAUAGUAGCCACUUUAUGUACCCCACCUUUAAAACUAUUCCUGUUUAAAACCAGCUAACAAAUGUUCUACUUCAAAUGAAGCAGAAUUUCAUAAGACUUACUGUCAUUUGCUCAGUAGCUUGUUUAAUCUACAAUCUUCAUAAUGAACAGGAAGACCAUGUCUAGGUAAUUGAUUUGUAGGUCCUGCACAGUCUUUCCUAUUAUCACUUAAUCUUCCUAAAUGAAGCGAGUUGGCAGGAAAUGGGUAUGAAAAUUGGGGUAUACUACCUUCUAUUUUAUAUAGUGGCAGAGCAUGUGAAUUUGCAUCCCCUUCUGAUUGAGUGAGAGUACUACCUGGCAUUUUUUUACCUUUUUAGGUAGUCUCUAUUUCCACCUGCAUUAUUUGUGAGAUUGAAAUACAUGAAUAUUACUACCUUAUAUAUGUUCACUGGAAUAUAUAUAUCUGUGUUAAUACAUGUGCGUGCACACAUUCCCUUUUAGUCCAUUGAUUUUAAAAAAAAAAUUAAAAAUCUUAUCUUUGUGUCUCUACUUUUCCAGCUGAAGUAUUACGGUAUGGUUCAAAGUAGACCAGAAGGACUUUUUUUCCUAUAAUGAUAUAUUUCCAUUGAUUAUCAUUCCUGGCAAACCCCUUCUGCUGUUUUCUUUGGGCAUAAAUUAUUCUCCACCACUUUUGCCCAAAUUAAGCAAUUAUUUUUAAAACACUGUUUACAUUCAUGACUUCUUAUUGACUUAAUUUAAGUAUUCUGAGGUUGCAUCUCAUUAUUUCCAGUAAAUUCAGAAGUGAGCCUCCCUUCUUUCCCUCAAAAUAUAGUUUAUCUUUACAAGAAAAAAGGAGUAAUAGGAUUUAAAUAAUAUUGUGUGUAAAUCUAUGAUAAAUAUAUACACGUAGACACUUUCUCAUGACAGUUUUCCUGUGAACAAUCCUUUAAAUAUUAUCUUCUGACUUUUGGUGGUUAUGUGUACAUUAACAUUAAUUUGUUUCUUUCUCGGCAUUUAAGUUUUCUGUUUUGGCAUUCUCAUUCUCCAGCAUCUUGUGCACUAUUUGAGACUUGGUCUGUGAUAUGCCUAUUGAGCUUUCACAGUCUACAUUGUAAAGUUUUGGAGACUAUGGUUGCCUGUAUGAACUUUUGACUUUAGAAUUUUAUUUCUAUUGUAUAUUGAAUUAUUGAAUUAUUUUGCAGUUGCUAAGUGUUAAAUUUUGGCAAAUGCAAGGGUAGUCUGCACUUCAAUAAAGUGAUUAAUAUUUUGGUCCAGACUAAGUACAAAUGGGACAAGGUAAAUUCGUGAGUUACAAUUAACCUUUUGCCUAUUUUCUCUUUUUUAAAUAGCCAGGCAUCCUCUUUUUUAUUUUAGAGAUUAAAAAAUUGUUUUUGUAUUCAUA
This is a messenger RNA of Pantherophis guttatus, 3660 nucleotides long. RefSeq names its product zinc finger protein 346 (gene ZNF346). Lineage: Eukaryota; Metazoa; Chordata; Lepidosauria; Squamata; Colubridae. The record is from RefSeq and is a predicted model, not a curated record. Gene Ontology annotation, molecular function: zinc ion binding; double-stranded RNA binding.